This is a messenger RNA of Dichomitus squalens LYAD-421 SS1, 932 nucleotides long. RefSeq lists its product as uncharacterized. The record is from RefSeq and is a predicted model, not a curated record. The transcript has 3 exons. The coding region runs from base 73 to 720 and encodes 215 amino acids. NCBI's taxonomy places the organism in Eukaryota, Fungi, Basidiomycota, Agaricomycetes, Polyporales, Polyporaceae.
AGCUAUACUGUCGAGCGUUCUUCCCCUCACGCCACUCGUCUUCUUACUCCCGCUUUGAUAUCUUUUACUGCCAUGGUCUCGCAAAAUCCUGCUCUUUGGGAGAACGGCCAGUAUCUCAACGAAUGGGACCGUGAACACAACGAUAGGUACUCGGAAGCUGCGAAGAAGGCUCAAGAAGCUAAGUGGAAACGGCUCAUGGCAAACCGACCUCCUCGAGAUGCACUCCCGAACAAGCUUCUCCCGCGUCCUGGCCAGAAGCUGCCACUCUACCACUACGGCUUCCCGUUUACCUACAAAUACGCUAUAGAAUACGCCCGUCGUCACCACCUGACCAUUCCUCUCGCAGAAGAAGACAGGGAGACUUUUGGCGGUCAAGCGGUGCUUGAUAUGGCGGAGCUCGACGAUGCGCGGUUAGCAGCCGAUGAGGAUAUCCGGGUCUUCGCAAAGUCCGUCUCCCGCAAUUUGAUGGUGAGGGACCUCAGUCGAAGGUGUGGGUACACACUCGAUACCGGUCGUCCUUUCAGUAUGGAUUGGGAUGGUAUUGUCUCUCUGUGGACGAACUACGACGUCGAAGAACGGUUCGUGUGGUGCUAUGAUCACAAGAAAGUCGUCGACAUUCUGAAGGGUGCGAUGAACGAGACUGAAUGGCACAACUCACUCAAGGCACAAUGGUGGUUCGACUGGGACAAUGAUGUUGGCCUCUUCACCUCCGUCAACUGACAUCGCCAUCGAUGUCAUCUGUUAGUGCCCCUCAUGAACCACACACUAUCGUCUCUUUGAAUAGCUCCCCAGUGUACACAAUAGCUCGGCCUGCUUUGUAUGUACAGUGAUUAGUAUUCGCGUCUUAUUCUUUGUGCCAUGCCAAUUGUGCGCAGAUUAUACGACAGUCCUAUUCACAAAUGCCUCCAAUCGUCUAUGAAGAUCCGACCAGG